CACUCACCUGAGUCUGACUACGGUUGGAGGCGAAAGUUUCCAAAGCCCUGCUGUACCAGAGCUCAUAGUUCCUCUCUCCCAAGAACACCAACCAAAAUUUAAAAGUGGUACUCGGAAGGUUCAAAAGAAUAUUUCUAUCUGUCCUUUGAAGCAAAAUCGGGUUGACGGAAUCGGCUGGCCUUCGCUUGUCAUAUCUCUUUCGCGUGUUCUUCCAUCCAUGAAUCCUUCGAUUAAACUAAACAAAGAAAACUCCGCCAACUCCCUCUCCAUUUUUCCCCCCUCCAGUUGUUGCUCUAGCGAGAACCUCUCCUUAACUACCUGCUCUUGUGACAUUCCAACUACAAACCUCCCCCUUGUCCUCCUAUUCAAAUCUCUACCUCCGUUUUCUUCUGGGGGGCACUCCCCCUCUCUUCUCCGCCUUUCCUAACGUCUCCCAUCAUUCCGUUGGGUUGGGUUUUUUUUUCAUCAAGCUUUGUUGGUCAGAAAUGGAGAUCAGGAAUUGGAUAUUCGCUUUGAUUCUGUGUCACGCCGCUCUUGUAUUGACGAGUUGCGCUGUGGAGCUGGCCAGGAGUCCGCCCACCGAGAGGAUUUCAGGUAGUGCUGGGGAUGUUUUGGAGGAUGAUCCAGUUGGAAGGUUGAAGGUGUUUGUUUAUGAACUCCCCAGCAAAUACAACAAGAAGAUUCUGCAGAAAGAUCAAAGAUGCCUUAAUCACAUGUUUGCAGCUGAGAUUUAUAUGCACCGUUUUCUUCUGUCUAGCCCAGUUCGAACCCUCAAUCCUGCAGAAGCUGAUUGGUUUUAUACCCCUGUGUACACCACCUGUGACUUGACACCCAAUGGCCUUCCUUUGCCUUUUAAGUCACCAAGAAUGAUGAGAAGUGCAAUACAGCUAAUUUCUUCCAACUGGCCUUAUUGGAAUAGAACUGAAGGAGCUGAUCACUUUUUUGUUGUGCCCCAUGACUUUGGAGCAUGCUUCCAUUAUCAAGAAGAAAAGGCAAUUGAAAGAGGAAUUCUCACGAUGCUUCGACGAGCUACCUUGGUGCAGACAUUUGGCCAGCGGAAUCAUGUUUGCUUAAAAGAGGGAUCUAUCACUGUUCCACCAUACGCUCCUCCCCAAAAGAUGCAAUCCCAUCUCAUCCCAGAGAGAACUCCUAGAGCUAUCUUCGUGUACUUCAGGGGGUUGUUUUAUGAUGUGGGAAACGACCCAGAAGGUGGCUACUAUGCAAGAGGUGCGCGUGCAGCAGUGUGGGAGAACUUCAAAGACAAUCCAUUGUUCGACAUAUCCACAGAACACCCUACCACGUACUAUGAAGACAUGCAACGAGCGGUCUUCUGUCUAUGUCCACUUGGGUGGGCGCCAUGGAGCCCGAGGUUGGUUGAAGCGGUGGUAUUUGGUUGUAUCCCAGUGAUCAUAGCUGAUGACAUCGUCCUUCCUUUCGCCGAUGCAAUCCCAUGGGAAGAGAUCGGGGUGUUUGUUGAUGAGAAAGAUGUUCCGAACUUGGACACCAUCCUCACUUCGAUCCCACCGGAGAUAAUACUCAGGAAACAGAGACUGCUUGCGAACCCUUCGAUGAAGCAGGCAAUGUUGUUCCCUCAACCAGCACAACCGGGAGAUGCGUUCCAUCAGGUCCUGAAUGGACUGGCACGAAAACUGCCGCAUGACAAGAGCAUCUACUUGGCCCCCGGGGAGAAGGUUUUGAACUGGACUGCGGGUCCUCUUGGUGAUCUGAAACCUUGGUAGCUGCUGUUUCAAACUAAAAUGAUAUGUAAAUUUGUUUUCUGGUCUUUAUAGAUUUUGCUUAUACAUGCUGGGGAUUAUGCAGUUUCUGUAUUGCGGUUGAGUAUACCAUAAUUUUUGCUUUAGUGGAGGAAACUUAAAACUCAGGGCUUGGUUUUAUUUUCUCUUGAUGUUAAGAUAAUCUAUGAGUAGUACAACCAGAGUUCGGAAUCUUGGGUGCUCUUUUCCAUUAGAAAUUUGUUCUGUAUUCUGCUCUAUGAAGUGAAUUGAGUAGU
Messenger RNA from Linum tenue, 2011 nucleotides. The record is from the annotation of a GenBank genome assembly. Lineage: Eukaryota; Viridiplantae; Streptophyta; Magnoliopsida; Malpighiales; Linaceae.